Molecule: messenger RNA, 2750 nt
Organism: Micropterus salmoides (largemouth bass)
Lineage: Eukaryota; Metazoa; Chordata; Actinopteri; Centrarchiformes; Centrarchidae
Product: V-type proton ATPase catalytic subunit A-like
Exons: 15
Coding region: 170-2023 (617 amino acids)
Biological process (GO): ATP metabolic process; proton transmembrane transport
Cellular component (GO): proton-transporting V-type ATPase, V1 domain; lysosomal membrane
Molecular function (GO): ATP hydrolysis activity; proton-transporting ATPase activity, rotational mechanism; ATP binding
Source: RefSeq, a predicted model, not a curated record
AGCCACGUUAGAACGGAGGAAAGCAGUUGAGCCACAAUGGAGAUUGUUUUCUUCCCGUGACAGUCUGGUGCCUAGCAGGUGAUUAGCACAGUGAAGCUCCUCCUCUGCCUGCUACGUUGGAGAUAAACCUGGAGAACUGCACAUCAAGACAAGGACAGAAGCUGUCAAGAUGGAUACCUCAAAACUUCCUAAGAUCCAGGAUGAGGAGCGAGAAAGCCAGUUUGGAUAUGUGCAUGGGGUUUCUGGACCAGUGGUGACAGCUACUGCAAUGGCGGGAGCAGCCAUGUACGAGCUGGUCCGUGUAGGUCACAGUGAGCUGGUGGGAGAAAUCAUCCGUUUAGAGGGAGACAUGGCAACUAUCCAGGUCUACGAGGAGACUUCUGGUGUGUCCGUCGGUGAUCCUGUCCUUCGGACGGGAAAACCCCUCUCUGUUGAGCUGGGACCAGGAAUCAUGGGCUCCAUCUUUGACGGUAUCCAGCGUCCACUUAAAGACAUUAAUGACCUCACUCAAAGUAUCUAUAUUCCAAGAGGAGUAAACAUUAGUGCUCUUAACAAAGACAUCAAAUGGGAAUUCACACCCGGCCAGAGUCUUCGGGUUGGCAGUCAUGUGACAGGCGGCGAUAUCUACGGCAUGGUGUUUGAAAACUCCUUAAUAAAGCAUAAGAUGAUGCUUCCGCCUCGCAGCAGAGGCACUGUCACCUACCUUGCCCCACCUGGACACUACAACAUUUCUGAUGUGGUUAUGGAGCUGGAAUUUGAAGGCGUGAAGGAGAAGUUGACCAUGGUGCAGGUUUGGCCAGUACGACAAAUCCGCCCAGUCACAGAGAAGCUACCUGCGAAUCAUCCGCUGCUGACCGGUCAGAGAGUUCUGGACGCACUUUUUCCUUGCGUGCAGGGUGGCACCACUGCUAUACCAGGCGCCUUUGGAUGUGGAAAGACGGUGAUCUCGCAGUCGUUGUCCAAAUAUUCCAACAGUGACGUCAUUAUCUAUGUCGGCUGUGGAGAGCGUGGAAAUGAAAUGUCUGAAGUGCUGCGGGAUUUCCCUGAGCUUACGAUGGAGGUCGAUGGCAAGGUUGAGAGCAUCAUGAAGAGAACAGCACUGGUUGCUAAUACAUCUAACAUGCCUGUGGCUGCCAGAGAGGCCUCAAUUUAUACAGGGAUCACACUGUCCGAAUACUUCCGAGAUAUGGGCUACAAUGUGAGCAUGAUGGCCGACUCGACAUCUCGAUGGGCUGAAGCUCUGAGAGAAAUCUCUGGAAGAUUAGCUGAAAUGCCUGCUGACAGUGGGUAUCCUGCUUACCUGGGAGCCAGGCUUGCAUCCUUCUAUGAGCGCGCCGGACGUGUGAAGUGCCUGGGAAAUCCAGAGAGAGAAGGCAGCGUCAGCAUCGUGGGAGCUGUGUCACCCCCUGGUGGAGAUUUCUCAGACCCUGUCACUUCAGCCACAUUGGGAAUUGUUCAGGUGUUCUGGGGAUUGGACAAGAAGCUGGCUCAGAGAAAGCACUUCCCUUCUGUAAACUGGCUGAUUAGCUACAGCAAGUACACACGAGCUCUGGAUGAAUAUUAUGACAAACAUUUCCCUGAGUUUGUCCCUCUCCGUACAAAAGCCAAAGAGAUCCUGCAGGAGGAGGAGGACCUGGCUGAAAUCGUGCAGCUUGUAGGCAAGGCUUCUCUUGCUGAAUCUGAUAAGAUCACUCUAGAAGUAGCUAAGCUCAUUAAGGAUGACUUCCUGCAGCAGAACGGUUAUACCCCCUAUGACAGGUUCUGCCCUUUCUACAAAACUGUCGGCAUCCUCUCAAACAUGAUUGCUUUUUACGACAUGGCCCGGCACGCAGUGGAGUCCACAGCACAGAGUGACAACAAAAUCACCUGGGCCAUGAUCAGGGAGCACAUGGGAGACACCCUGUACAAAAUCAGCUCCAUGAAGUUCAAGGACCCUGUUAAGGAUGGCGAAGCUAAAAUCAAAGCAGAGUACGCCCAGCUGCUAGAGGACAUGCAGAACUCCUUCCGGACCUUGGAGGAAUGAGUUUCUUACCUCUCAGUUCCUCUCCUAAAUGUCCAACCCCCAGUGCAGUGCAACAUAGUGCAGAUUAAAUGGCCCAUGUUCUGAAUGUCUGCCUCAGUCAUGUGAAAUUCCUUGGUGUUUACGUCCCCUUAAACAUUCCAUGAUCUGCCGAAGUUUGCAUUUCGUUUAGUUGAUUAAUUUAAUUUUGGCUCGUCUACUUCAGAAACACAGUACUGGAAUAUCCCGAGUCCCCUGAAGAUAUGGUUUGCUCUGCAGAUGUAGCAACACCUUCACUCAGCCCGUUGCAUUGCACUUAUAGAUCACUACACCAUCAUGUUGUGGAUAAAGUCAGUGGGCCCCAAAUCAGGAGCUGCACUUGCACUUAACUAAUAGCUGCAGCAAAUAGUGGAAAGGGAUGUUUCUUCCCCCCCCCAGAUGUGACAGUGUUCAAUACAGAUUAUCAAUCAAUAAUCAGAUUAGAAAUCAAUAAUCAAAUGGCAUCAUGCACAUGGGUAAAGGGACAGAUGCUCUGUGUUACUGUAUAUCAGGGGGUUAAAGACAUUCUUCCACCUCUUACCUCUUCAGUGUGAUAGUGAUGUUGUGGACUAUAUACUUGAUAUUAUGUGUAAAAAAAAAAAAAAACAAUGUGAAUGAAUGAGUGUGUUGGUGUUGUGUUGUAAAAGAUGUCUCUCUAUUAUAUUCAUGGAACAUUAAUGUCUCCUGAAAUAAAUGUAAAGAAGUGACUAAA